Molecule: messenger RNA, 3382 nt
Organism: Conger conger (European conger)
Lineage: Eukaryota; Metazoa; Chordata; Actinopteri; Anguilliformes; Congridae
Product: acyl-CoA-binding domain-containing protein 5A-like
Exons: 13
Coding region: 161-1672 (503 amino acids)
Biological process (GO): autophagy of peroxisome; fatty acid metabolic process
Cellular component (GO): peroxisome
Molecular function (GO): fatty-acyl-CoA binding
Source: RefSeq, a predicted model, not a curated record
UCUACACCAAGCAAACGCUAGUGGUUUUGAAAAAGAACCACAGUUCCCAAGCAUACAGUGCAUGCUAUAACCGUAUGGCGUCUGUUUGGGAUUAACCGUAGUGGGCUCAGAAUAAACAGCAGGUCUGGACUUGCUGACACCCUGGGUGUUUCGUGUCACGAUGGCGGAUGACAACAAACCGAUCAAUGAGCUAAGGUUUGAUGCUGCAGUAAAAGUCAUUCAGAGUUUACCUCCAAAUGGUUCUGUUCAGCCUUCCGAAGAGAUGCUGCUCAAAUUCGACAGUUACUAUAAUCAAGCUACGCAAGGACCUUGUGACAUCCCAAAGCCUGGAUUCUGGGACAAUGUCGGUAAAGUGAAAUGGGAAGCAUGGAGCUCUUUAGGUGACAUGCCGAAGGAGGAAGCUAUGACCGCCUAUGUUGACGAAGUGAAGCUGAUUCUGGAGAGCAUGCCAGUGACGGAUGAGGUGGAGAGGUUGCUGCAUGUUCUCGGACCCUUCUAUGAGAUGGUGGAGGAGAAUAAGAAGAUCAGCAAAGUGUCUGACCUGUCCGCAGGAUUUGGAGGUAUGCUGACAGCCUCUUCAAAAAGUAUGACUAAAAGCAUUAUCAGGACAAUGACUCAGAAUGGCACUUUGGAGAGCAGCUGCAAAAGAGCUGAACUAGAAUACAACACAUUCAUGAACACUGAAGAGGAAGAGGAAGAGGAAGAUGAAGAGGAUAUGGAAGAGGAAGAUGAAGAGGAGGAACAGAUAGAGAAAGAAAAAGAAGUUUCAGCCUUGAAUUUGAAGAAUGAAGGCUUAGUAGAAAAGCCUGAGCUCCCAUUGUCAAAUGGUAACAUGGAACACUCACCGCUGACCAAUGGCAAUCACAGUUCUAAGGCAGCCCUCAAUGUCGAAGAGCCCCAGGGGGAGCUACUGGACACCACACAUCCCCUGGAGACCACUAAACUCAACAGCCAUCUCAGCGACCACAAUGAGGACGUGUCCGGUCUGCAUCAUCUGGCCAGUGAUUCUGACAGCGAGGUGUACUGUGACUCAGUGGACCAGUUCGGUGCGGAGGAGGGUUCCGAGUGCCUCAGCAACCACUCGAUGGAGACGGACGAGGGGUGCCAUGUUAACCACCGCGCCAAGCAUCGGGCUCAAAGGAGGGAGCCCGGGGGGACAGACGAUCCGCAGAGAGGUCCGGGGGGAGUCCAGCUCGGAGGAGAGGAUGGCGAGUCCGGCAGGAAUGUUCCUCGGAGAGACAGAAUGGGCACGGACAGGCCCGAUGGCUCCUCGGCCAGGAGAGGGCGAGGUUCCAGGGACCCAGCGUUGGGAUCGAGGGCCCAGGGGAUGCUGCUGGGCAGCGCGGGAGAUGGGGAGCGCCGGGGGUCGGAGGGCAGGGCCAGCUGCAGCCUAAACGAGCAGAUCGUCACAGCGCUGGCGCGGCUACAGGAAGACAUGCAGAGUGUGCUGCGGAGGUUACAGACCCUGGAGGCCCUGACUGCCUCACAGGCGAGGUCAUUAACUCUACAACCAAAUUACCCAUCACUCCCUGCAAGUAAGGCAAAAAAGAAGCCAUCGUGGUGGCCUUUUGACAUCUCUCCCGGCACUGUGACCUUUGCCGUGAUCUGGCCCUUUGUAGUGCAGUGGCUGAUACGUGUCUACCUGCAGAGGAGGAGAAGGAAAAUAAACUGAUGACCUGAUUGUCCCUUGCGUAUGAAGACCAAAUGCUGCGAAGAGGGCACUCGCAGUCCAUAGUUUUGUUUUUGCAUUCUUCUGUGUGUACAACUCGCUUUUGCACUGAUAGCACUACUGAACAAAAAGUGCUUUCUGCCAUCUGCUGAUACUAGAAAUGGGUUCAAUCAAAGAAAAAAUGUGAAUGUAUGACAUGGUAACUUUAAUCAUGGAACAUUUUUAUAUAAUAUCUGUCAGAAGUGGCAGUGCACUAGCAGCAUUAACUUAUGAAAUAUAGACAACUGUAUGGAUGAAUAUUUUUGUUUACGGUUUGACGGUAGUACAUUUUUCGCUUUGGUUCUCCUGUCUCUUAGUUUGAUGUGUAAACCUAAACCCUAAUCCUGUAUCAUGUAUUACACAAUUAGGUUCAAAGGGCAUUAAGGUUAUACUCACAGAAAGCUAAUGCAACCCUUAGUAACAAGUAGCGAUGAACACUAUGUACCGAUUAUCAAUUAUGCAGAAAUAGCUGCCAAAGUAUGUUAAAUCUGAAGUUAAAUUCCAGGCUGUAAUUGUGUUUUCAAUAAGUGACAUUUGAACGGAGUUAAUUGUUGUGUUUUGCUACGAAUGUAUUUUAUUAGCAAAUAACAGAUGUAGGGGCAAGUGGUAUUUUAUAGAGUGUAUGAAUGAAACUGUAAUACAGGCUUGGGGUUUUAUUCCCAGUAGCUGCUGAAGGGAUUUAUUCUAUGUGAUGUGUAUGUUCAACGUUUAAUGCAUUUAUAAUAGCUGUGGCCAGACUGGUCUUUGAAUUUUUUCUCAGUUUAUGUAGCUUAAUGGAAACAGCCUAUACACCAUUUUCAAUGUAAUUUCAUGACAUUGCACCACUGACGUUUAAGAUGAUACAAGACAGUGUAGUUAAGAGUCCUUGAAGUAUAAAGAUGCAGUACGUCAGGAUUCACCUGUAACCCUCAGAACAGUUUCAUGGAAAUAGGGUAGAAUAAACGGGUGACUAAUCCGAAUUAAAAAAAGAUAAAGACCCAAGCAGCAUAAGUGAAGUGACUUUCAAAUGAAACACACUACUUUACGCUUAAAGGUAAAGGUACUAUGAUCUCCACGGACACCCCACACAGCGGUACGUGGUUUCCUCCAGUUAUUUCAGUCGAAACCUCAGAUGCCAGAUGUACAUCUAAAAAGUUUCCAUCCUAGGGACAGUUUUCAAAGUGAAAUUAAUCAAACAAAAAAAUGUUUCAUUAAUUGCUUAAAUGUGAAUUGUGGUGGACCAAAGAUGUCCAGUUUCCAUCACAGGACACACAUACCACUUCCACUCACAUGCAAUUAAGACCCUCCAGUUAACCUAACCUGCAUGUGUUUGGACUGUGUGAGGAAACUAGAGCACCCCAGAGAAAACCCAUGUGGAACAGGGGUGGGUUUCCUCUGGAAAAAGCAGAGAACAUGCAAACUUCACACAGAAAGGCCCAGGCUGAGAUUCAAACCCAGGACUUUCUUGCUACCCACUGUACCACCUGGUUUGGGAUCAUGUUAAUAGUUGCCUAGAGGAGACAACGAUCAAAUACAAUAUUUUAAUUACACUAUGGAAAGAGCUGAAAAAGAUUAACUGUAUUUUCAAUGAAUCUGUAAUAUAGUUUGCUUUUGCAAUAGAACUGAUUGUACAGUUACAGAUGACUUCUUAAUGCAUUUACUAUCUUUCUAAAUAAAGCUCAGCUUUCUCACUUU